CCUGUUCCGCCCUGUGCGCUGGGGCUGAGAGGUGCAGCUCUUCUGCAGCUCUGCACAGCUCUCAUUCCCUCUCACACAGCUCUCAUUCCCUCUCACACAGCUCUCAUUCCCUCUCACACUGCUCUCAUCCUCACACAGCUCUCAUUCCCUCUCACACUGCUCUCAUCCUCACACUGCUCUCAUCCUCCCAGCCCGGACUGCAUGAUGUCUGCAGCACCUGCUGUCUGCCUCUGCAUCCUCGCCUGCGUCCUGGCCUCCGGACAUGCAGGAAUCAUCGGGCCUUACCCUCCACCCCUGAAGACCUCCAGCCUUUCAAUGACCAAAAACAUGUGCUCUGACUGUACCAGGAUCAUAGAGCUUUUUUCAGAUAUGCUCUCCCAUCCAGAAACACAGGACCUGAUCCAAGAGACUCUCAAUGAGCUUUGUCAUCGUCUUCCAAGUGGCCCGGUUAUUAACGAGUGUUUGGAUUUUGUGAAAAAGUAUCUGCCAAUAGUCAUACAAGGAUUCACUGCAUUCACUGCACAUAAGGAGGGAGAGAUAUGCAUGGUGCUCGGACUGUGUGCUGUUCAGCCAGAACAAAAAGCUCCAGAGUUGCUCAAUGUUGGUUUGCAGGAAGCUGGAUUAGUCCGAGUGCAGCCUUCGACAGGAACCGGUCACGAGUUACAAGUCAGCCCGCAGUGCACCUUCUGCCUUUUCCUCAUCAAAAAACUGGAAGACAUGUUGCCAAAAGAGAGAACCGAAGAGACUGUGGUGAAGCUUCUGGAGAAAAUCUGUGACCACUUGCCUGAUCACUACAAAGAGGAGUGCGACAAUUUCCUGGAAAAGUACGGCAAGCAGGUCAUUGACUUCCUGCUCAGUUCUGCCACUCCGCACACUAUAUGCACGCUGCUGCAUUUGUGUCUCGGACAGGACACACCUGCUAUGGUGCCGUCUCUGCCAUCAGACUGUAAAACCUGUAAAAUCCUGAUGAUCCUGACUCAGGUUCAUCUGGGCCAGAAUGCUACUGAGACUCAGAUGACCUCGUUGCUCUGGAAGACAUGCCACUUUCACCCAAAUGCCCUUCCAGGGUGUGAGCCGUUUAUCCAGAGUCAUGUCACGGCACUAGUGAACAUUCUGAGCAAACGAGAAGAAGCUGUAAACGCAUGCCAGACAUUCUUCUGUGUGGGACAUGAAUAACACGAUGGACCUUCAAGCAAAGAACCAGUAGAUUUUUUAUUUGCUCCUCUAUUUGCUAUCUUGUGAUUUACGAUAUUAAACUCAAUUAGGCUAAAGUGAAUAUUAGCCUAACAAGAUCAGACUUCUUUUUUCACAAUAAAAAGAUACACAAUAAUGAGAACAAUCAUGUAGCCAAACCUCUAACUGUAAAAAUGGUCUUUUUCUGUAAUGGUAAUGCAAUAUAUACAGAAGACCACACUUUCGCUUUUUUUUUUUUUUUUUUUUUUUAAAUAAAUCCUGAUUACAUAAUUGACA
Pangasianodon hypophthalmus (striped catfish) is the source of this 1470-nucleotide messenger RNA. It is a transcript of the gene sftpbb, whose product is annotated as surfactant protein Bb. Gene Ontology annotation, cellular component: lysosome. Gene Ontology annotation, biological process: sphingolipid metabolic process. Bases 202 to 1176 code for a protein of 324 amino acids. The record is from RefSeq and is a predicted model, not a curated record. The transcript is spliced from 10 exons. Lineage: Eukaryota; Metazoa; Chordata; Actinopteri; Siluriformes; Pangasiidae.